Arabis nemorensis is the source of this 1092-nucleotide messenger RNA. Lineage: Eukaryota; Viridiplantae; Streptophyta; Magnoliopsida; Brassicales; Brassicaceae. The record is from the annotation of a GenBank genome assembly.
AUGAUAUGCGAAGACGCAUAUCAGUAUCUUCAACUACAUGGACAAAAUGAUCACAUGAAGACAAUGGACUUGAGCCAAUCACCACCAUCAUCACCAAAGUCACCAUCAUACAACAAUGAGGAAGAGAGAUUAGAGGUUGUGAAUUUGAGUGGCAUGGCAUUACAAUCUCUCCCAAAUCCAUCCCUCAAUUUGGCAAAUAUUUGCAAACUUGAUCUCUCAAACAAUCAUAUCAAGAACAUACCAGAAUCUCUAACAGCGAGAUUGUUGAACUUGAUAGCAUUAGAUAUUCACUCAAACCAGAUCAAAACACUUCCAAACUCCAUUGGUUGUCUCUCUAAGCUCAAGCUCCUUAAUGUCUCCGGCAACUUUCUUGUUUCCCUCCCCAAAACUAUUCAAAAUUGCAGGUCACUAGAAGAACUAAACGCCAACUUCAACGAGCUAAUUAGAUUACCAGACUCCAUUGGGUUAGAACUAACCAAUUUGUGGAAGCUUUGUGUCAACUCGAACAAGCUUGUUAGCCUACCAACCUCCAUCACCUACCUCACUUCCCUACGUGUCCUUGAUGCUCGUCUCAAUUGUCUUAUGGUUCUCCCUGAGGACCUUGAGAACCUCAUCAAUCUCGAGAUCCUCAAUGUCAGUCAGAACUUCCAAUAUCUUUCUGCUCUCCCAUCUUCUAUCGGUCUUCUCAUGAACCUCCUCGAGCUAGACAUCAGCUACAACAAGAUUACAGUGUUGCCUGAGUCCAUUGGAUGCAUGAGACGGUUGAGGAAGCUGAGCGCGGAAGGAAACCCGCUCGUAUCCCCACCCAUUGAGGUCGUGGAGCAGAGCUUGCAAGCGGUCAGAGAGUAUCUGAGCCAGAAGAUGAAUGGUAAACUAGUGAACACCGCCGUGACAAAGAAGAAGUCAUGGGGAUUCUGUAAACUGGUUAAGUAUGGAACAUUCAAUGGUAGAUCAAGGGCAUGGACAAGGGAAGAGAGAGAAGGGCUUAUGAUGCCCGAGUACCGUCCUAUUGAUGUCUUAGCUUCGACCAGGUUUCAUGUGAUGUGCUCACCUCGACGUCUUUUUUCUCCAAGAACUUAUUUCAGCAGAUAA